AUGGCUUCACAAGUAUCUGCUUGUUUCGAUGAACUGGUGUGUUUACGUAUUUUGCAAUUCACACACCAUUGCAAUUGGUCAAUUACUCAACCGUUUUUAAUUUCCAAAACUUUUAACAAUGUUUUCAAUUCUGAUGGAUUUACCAGAGAUUUUCUGAUGAGAAAUCUUGAAUUGGAUCAAGUUGAUGAUUUGCAAAAGGCCAUCAAUGCUUUUGUUGAGAAGGAUAAACUUGUUGAAAAAGGAGCUGAGAGAUCUGAACGAAAGCAAAAGAAGAAGAAGAGAAAGAAAGAUUAUGAUGAAGAUGAGGAUAAAACAAUCAUAAGACCACCAACAAACCUACGAGAUGUGUUGAAACUUUUUGUCAAAUGUCAGGGAAAUGGUGAUGACAUUAUUGUCAAGGAGAAGGUUGUUAGGUUAAUGGACAAUUUUAGUAAGAGUAAGGAUGUUUCACUAUUGGAAUCUGUAAUAGAAAAGAUUGGUUUUCUUAAAACAGGAAUUUCAAUUCAAGAGUCGUACAAAUCGUUACUAGAUGAGAAUGACACUAUUUAUUUCAACGUUGGCUCGGAAAGUCAUGAGAUACCAGCAGUAUUAGUACCUAAAUUAUAUAAGAAAUUGAAAGGUGUGUAUGUUUUGGAAACGAGAGAGGAUACCGAAUCUGAAGAAAAGACAUUCACAAAUUCAGUUGUUGUUUUCCUCAACUGUGGAUAUCCCCUCCUUAUUGAAACAAAUUUUGAGGAUAAGUUGGAUUCUUAUAGAAGCAAUAAUACUUAUAUUGAGAGUGCUUCAGUUUAUGGAAAGGAAGCGUUCAAACAUUCAAAGAGGUCCAAUCAACAUGGAUAUUUUGAUACUGAGUUCACAUGUGAAAUAUCUAGAACCCUUCUUGACUUGGUUCAAAGCUUUGUUUUCUCUUCUGACAUUUCAGGAAUAUUGAAACAAGAAUUUCCCAGUCAUCCUCCACAAGCCAUUAAGGAAGGUUUGAUUUACCAAUUCUUCCAAAUUGCCUUUGGAAAAAAUGCAAACGAAUUUAUGUCAAAUGCUGAUGAAUGGAUUCCUUUCCGUCAUGUUGAUGAUGACUAUGAUGAUGAAGAUGGGUCUGAGGAUGAUACGUUUAUUGAUGAUGAGGAAGUUAAUGAGGAGGAAGAGGAAGAGGCAAAGCAAGCUCUCAAAUCGAUGGGGUACAAACGUAAGAGAAGUGACAAUGAAGAAGAAGAGGAAGAAGAAGAGGAAGCUGACGAAUAG
Naegleria gruberi is the source of this 1239-nucleotide messenger RNA. RefSeq lists its product as uncharacterized. Bases 1 to 1239 code for a protein of 412 amino acids. NCBI's taxonomy places the organism in Eukaryota, Heterolobosea, Eutetramitea, Acrasida, Naegleriidae. The transcript has a single exon. The record is from RefSeq and is a predicted model, not a curated record.